Molecule: messenger RNA, 2487 nt
Organism: Aspergillus terreus NIH2624
Lineage: Eukaryota; Fungi; Ascomycota; Eurotiomycetes; Eurotiales; Aspergillaceae
Gene: tmpL
Product: putative NRPS-like enzyme
Exons: 6
Coding region: 1-2487 (828 amino acids)
Source: RefSeq, a predicted model, not a curated record
AUGGAGUCUCUGCCAAUCCCAUCCAGUCCCGGAGACUUUUUCCGGCAGUCCGCAUUUGGUCCCCAGCGCCAGGUGCCUUUUGAAACUGUUCAUCAUGCCUUUAUACACCAUGCAACGCGCGCUCCUGACGAGACGGCUUUGCUUGACCUCUCGCGGGACGUUGUCCGAGAGGUCAGCUAUGGCAGGCUACUCCAGUACGCUCAAUUCACCGCACUCCGGCUCCAGCAGAAUGGGGUGCUUCCUGGAAGCAGAAUUGCCGUCGUGACAAAACGCAGCGUGGAGAUGGUGGCAGGUAUCUUAGGGAUUCUCAUGAGCGGUGCUCAGUAUAUUCCACUUGAUGGUGCUGUUGUUGCCGAUCAGACGCUGGAACAUGCGGUCACUGAGUCGAAAAGCUCGGUAGCCUUGUGUGGCGAUGCCUUCCGGUCAAGGCUGCAGUCUUUCGACAGUAUCAAACCUCUUGUGUUGGAGGAAUUGAUCACCGAAGCAGAGCAUGUUGGAUUCGUGCCUGGUCUUGACCGAUUGGUAUGCGAGGGUGAUGGCACCACAGGAACCCCCAAAGGCGUUGAUGUCACCCACAGAAACGCCACCAACGUCUUGUGCCAACCGCCGAGCAAUUUAGGCAUCACUCGAGGUUCGAAGGUGGGACAGGUCUUGUCGAUCAGCUUUGACAUGGAUCGACACCUUGAUAUGCACCCCGAGUAUCCUGAGUCGAUAUUCCCCCCGAGACUUCCCCAAUAUCCGAUGCGUCGCUACGGCUGGCGAGCCAUACUUGCAGACGAAUGGGUUGCAAACGGCGCCACCUUUUACAACUGCUGCGGCCCGACAGAGACCACCAUUAUCAACACGAUGCAUAAACAUGAGCUCGGCCGUCCGUUGACAAUUGGAAGGCCGCUUCCGAACAAUAAUGUCUAUAUUCUGGACGAGAAUGCCCGUCCAGUGGAGUUUGGAAGCAUCGGCACAAUGUGGGCUGGCGGAGCAGGAGUUACCAGAGGUUAUCUCGGUCUGCCAGACAGAACCGCUGAACGGUAUCGUCCUGAUCCGUUUGUGAACGACGCAGGAGCAAUGAUGUUCAAUACCGGAGAUUUGGCACGGUGGUUGCCAGAUGGUAACUUGGAGAUACUGGGCAGGAAUGAUGAUCAGGUCAAAAUCAAGGGCUUCCGUGUUGAGCUUGACGGGGUCAGCGCAUCAAUAGCUUCAUUUCCAGGAGUCCAGAGGGCUGUCGCAAUGAUGGUGGAAGGACAACUGAUCGGCUUUGUGAGCCCGGCGUCCUGUGAUCUACAGGCCCUGCGAGCACAUCUAGAGGCAAAGCUACCGUACUACGCCAUUCCCUGCGAAUGGUUCCCGAUGGACACGUUCCCGUUGACGACUAACGGGAAGCUUGAUAAACGUGCUAUGGUCGAGCAAUUUAGGCACCAGAAAGAGGCUCCCUUCCUCCCAUCUGACUUGGUCAACGAGAAAGGAUACAUUAUUCACCAGUCCUCUCGAACACUGUCAGCCGAGUCUGACCCAUCCGAGGCUCCGCGCAAACCACUGCCGCUCGCGGAGAAGAAGGAUCCGAAACCCAUCCGCGGACUCAGAUACCGGAUCUUCAUUGUGUAUCGCCGGCUCUUUUCGUUGGUCUGGCUGGCCAACCUCGCCGCACUCCUAUGCCUCAUUUUCAUCCCCACGGCCGGAUCCGAGUGGAUCGAUAUCAUCGCGUUCAUCAAUCUGACCAUCGCCGUUCUGAUCCGCCAAGACGCCGUCAUCAACGUCCUGUACACAGUAUGCUGCUCCGUGCCCAAGUCAUGGCCGUUGGCGAUUCGACGACGAUGCGCAAAGAUCUACCAUCUUGGGGGUGCACACUCAGGAGCUGCAACGGCUGCUACCGCUUGGUACAUCGGCUCAAUCGGACACAGUAUAUACGCCAUGGUCAAAAAGCCCACUCCAUCAAAGGUUGCGGAAGCCGCUCUUGCCCUUUCCCUGAUCGUCAUGCUUCUCCUGCUCUCCAUGAUCGGGCUCGCAUAUCCAACCUUCCGAAAGAAGCGCCACAACACCUUCGAGCGCACGCACCGGUUCCUCGGCUGGACCGUGCUGGUCAUCAUCUGGGUGCAAACGAUGCUUUCUAUCCGUGCCCAGCGAGCGCCAGGAACAUCGAUGGGCCGGGCCGUCCUGGUAUCCCCCAACUUCUGGAUGCUAAUCGUCAUCACGGCAAGCAUCGCAAGCUCGUGGUGUUUUCUCCGCAAGGUCCCCGUCGACGCCGAGGUACUCUCGAACCACGCCGUGCGACUGCAUUUCGACUACACCAUGCCCGUCAACGGGACAUUCACGCGUCUCUCCGAGCGCCCACUGCUCGAAUGGCACUCAUUCGCCACCGUCCCCGCGCCGACAGCGCAUAACGGAAGACCACGAGGCUAUUCGCUGGUUGUGUCCCGCGCGGGCGACUGGACCGGCCGGCAGAUCAGCAAUCCACCCAGCCAUCUGUGGACUCGGGGCAUCCCAAGUAAGUAA